Messenger RNA from Tigriopus californicus, 7821 nucleotides. RefSeq names its product phospholipid-transporting ATPase ABCA1-like. The transcript is spliced from 31 exons. Lineage: Eukaryota; Metazoa; Arthropoda; Copepoda; Harpacticoida; Harpacticidae. Gene Ontology annotation, cellular component: intracellular membrane-bounded organelle; membrane. Gene Ontology annotation, molecular function: ATP binding; lipid carrier activity; ABC-type transporter activity. Gene Ontology annotation, biological process: lipid transport; transmembrane transport. The record is from RefSeq and is a predicted model, not a curated record.
CGUUUUUAAAGACUCUCUGUGUGAUCAACUGACUCUCUUGAUGUUCCUCAUUUUCAGCCCAAAGAAUGGCUAGCCAAAGAGAGUGAUUCCAAGUGUGAUAGUUCCUCCCAAAGAGCCCAGCCUCAAAUCGGUGUCAGGGCCUGGAAAACAACAGUGAAAAAUCCCCCGGCAACUAACCAAUUCGAAAUGAAUUUCCUUCUCCAAUUGAGACUGCUCAUCUGGAAAAACCUAAUCUUACGCAAACGGAGCUGGGUUCGAUUGCUCAUCGAAGUUCUCUGGCCGUUGUUCCUCUUUAUGAUCCUGGUUUUGGUUCGAUUGAGAGGGUUGCGUAAAUACCAUCACCAAUGCUAUUUCGACGAAAAGGCCAUGCCCUCGGCAGGCCUCAUGAGUUUCGCUCAAAGCUUUAUAUGCACUUUCAAUAAUACGUGUCAUAUGGAAAACCGGGAUGAAUACACUCAAGUCCAGACAUACAAUGACUCUUUUAUUUCCGAGCUUGUCAGAGAUGUGGAGGUGGCCUUGGAAAGAAAUUUCGACGAGGAACGCGUCGUCGCAGUCAGCGAGAUCAUCAAGGACCUUUACACUAUUCAGCAAUUGGGUGUGAAAGUAGGAAACUCGUUCACGAACGGCGAAGGUGUUCCAGGAUUUGGAAUUGGCCUUACCGUGGAUCAAGUGAGCCAGCUAAUAAAGGACCCUAACGCGUUUCUAUUUGGCUUACUUUCCUGGGCAAACGGCAAGAACAUCACUCUUCAGCCCAAAGUCAUCCAAGGCCUCAUGGCGGCCACCUUGAGGCCUGAGAAUGUAUCACCCACAGAAUUACUGAACAUGGUUACUGAUCCGAGGACCGCGAUCUGCGAUCCGGAACUCGUGAGCCGUUUCAUCGACGCCAAGAACUUGACAAAUGAGGAGGUUCGGGAGAGUCUAAGACCAUUUUGCAAUCUGAGUGUUGAAGAUGCCUUGGAACUUUUGAAUCUUGUUCAAGAGAACAUUGAUUGGACCCAGGUUCAAGAUGAGGUUGACGAAUUUGCCAUAGGCAAUGCGAACGGACAACUUCAUUUUAACGAUUGGAAGCUCUUAAUCCAAGUCAGUGAGGAUGUUCGACGAGAUUUACUUGAAAAAGAGUCGAUUAAGAAGGUCAUCGGAGAUGUCUCCAACUUUAUGAAGGAGCUCACUGAUCAAAUGACAAUGGAAGUGAACAACGAAACCUUGAGCAAUAACUCUCUUUUCACAAGAAACAUCUCAGAGAGCGGCCGAUUGGCCUUUGCAGCCUUUCAAAGGGUGGUUUGUGGACGGAACAUGUCCUCGGACCAACUUUUCAGUGAUGGUGGAGCGGCUACCAGGUUCGAUCAGCUCCGUGAUCAAUUGAAGGAGAAGGAUGAGGAAGUCUUCUAUUUGUACGACAAUUCCACCAGUAAGGAAUGCAAUGAUUUCAUGAAAACCAUGGAAGAGAAUCGCCUCACCGGGUUUUUAUGGGACCAAAUGAAACCGUUCAUACGGGGCAAAAUACUCUUCACUCCGGAUACUCCAGCCACUCGUAAAUUGAUGUCCCUGGUCAAUGCCACCUUCAGCCCCAUCGAAGAUGUCAGGAGAGUCACUCAAAUGUGGAUAGACACGUAUUCCGAUCGAGUCCGAGGGUUCUUCUUGGACAAGGAAAACCAAGAAUUUCUCAAGGAACAAUUUACCUCCGAGGAACCCGGAAGUCUUCUAGAUCGGGUAUUGAACAACAACAUUACCAUUGCUUUGAAUCAAGAAGGUACGGCCGAGCUUGUGGAUGCCGAGGAGUUGAAGUUUACCCUUCAAGAAUACUUCUCCGGGAACUAUUCGGACCGAUGGGAAGAAACCUUUGACACGAUUGACCGCGUCGCCCAAAAUAUCAGCACAUACCUCUCCUGUUUCGAUUUCAAUAAAUUUGUUGGAUUCAAUUCUGAGCACGAGUUGGAAAAAGAAGGCAUCAAUCUAAUUGGGGACAACAAAUUAUGGGCCGGUAUCGUUUUCCCCGAUUUCCCCAUCUCAACAGACUCGGAGAAGUUCCCGAAAUUUAUCAAGUACAAGAUCCGUAUGGAUUCGGAUAAAGUGGACACGACCAGAUACAUCGAAGAUCGCCUAGCCAGACCAGGUCCUAGGAGACGUCCAGGAAUUGAUCUCAAAUACCUCUACUUCGGGUUUGCUUACCUCCAAGACAUGAUGGAACACUCGAUCAUCUCAGUCCAAAGUGGCAGGAACAAAUCUGAAUUACCGGGGAUCACGCUUCAACAGAUGCCGUAUCCUUGUUACAUUGAAGACCGUUUCGUCAUCGCCAUUGCCCGAACUUUCCCUCUAUUCAUGACCUUGGCCUGGGUUUAUUCCGCCUCCAUGAUCAUCAAAUCCAUCGUCUAUGAGAAGGAACAACGGCUGAAAGAAACUAUGAGAGUCAUGGGCUUGGGGAAUGGAGUUCAUUGGGUUUCUUGGUUCGUGGACAGCUUUCUCAUCAUGUGCUUCUCGGCUUGUCUUCUGACCUUGAUACUCAAGUAUGGCGACAUCUUGUCCAAGUCGGAUCCGACCGUGAUUUUGGCCUUCAUGCUUUCCUACACCGUUUCAACCAUUAUGCUCUGCUUUUUCAUCACAACUCUAUUCUCAAGAGCGAAUGUGGCCGCCGCAGCGGGAGGAAUCAUUUUUUUUUGCUUCUAUCUCCCGUACUCAUUUUUGGUGGUCUGGGAGGAGUUCCUCAAUCCGAACUUCAAAAUCGUCUCCUGUUUGAUCAGCAAUAUUGCCUUCGGCUUCGGAUGUGCUUACUUCUCGCAUUAUGAGGAGUCUGGAAUUGGCGCCCAAUGGGACAAUAUCUGGACCAGCCCUCUCUUGGAGGACAAGUUCUCCAUGGGUGGAGCCAUGUUAAUGCUACUUCUCGAUUCGGUCAUCUACGGCUUCAUGACUUGGUAUACCGAGGCCGUUUUCCCCGGUCAAUAUGGGGUGCCGAAACCAUGGUACUUCUUUCUGACUAAAAGCUACUGGAUAGAAGACGCCUAGAGUUCCUUGAAUGAUACCUCUUCGCUCAAUGGGAGCUUGUCCGACACUGAACUGGGAGAAAACAGCAAAAAUAUCGAGGUCGAGCCUAAGCACUUGCCUUUGGGUGUGUCUGUCAAGCACUUGUCGAAAGUGUAUUCCAAUGGAAAGGUAGCAGUGGAGGACCUGAGCUUGAAUUUCUACGAAGGUCAAAUCACUUCAUUCUUGGGACACAAUGGCGCUGGCAAGACAACAACAAUCUCCAUCUUGACUGGACUGUUCCCUCCAUCGGCUGGUUCGGCUUUCAUCAAUGGCAUGGACAUUAGAAAAGACAUGGACUCCAUUCGGAAAUCCUUGGGCACUUGCCCGCAACACAAUGUUCUCUUUGAUCAUUUGACAGUGUUUGAGCAUCUUUGGUUCUAUGCGAGAAUCAAAGGGCGUGACCCCGAGGAGAUUUACAAAGAAGCCGACAACAUGAUCAAGGACCUUGCUCUCCCACAUAAACGGGAUGAGCUUUCUAUGAAUUUAUCGGGAGGAAUGCAAAGGAAACUGAGCAUUGCAUCGGCUUUUGUAGGAGGAUCCAAAGUGGUCGUUCUGGAUGAACCCACAGCGGGAGUGGAUCCAUAUUCACGUCGGGCAAUUUGGGACCUGCUGAUCAAGUACAAGGAGAAUCGGACAAUCAUCUUGACCACUCAUUUCAUGGACGAAGCUGAUCUUUUGGGAGACCGAAUUGCCAUCAUCAAUAAUGGAAAACUGAUUUGUUUUGGAUCGUCGUUGUUCCUUCGCGCCAAGUUCGGAAACGGCUAUUACUUGACUUUGGUUCGAGACGACAGUAUUGAUGAAGAAGAAGAAGAGCGAGUGGAGCCUCUUUUAGAGCUCGAAGAGCCUGACAGUGCAAGUCCCAAUGCUAAAAAUGGCGAUCUUCUUAUGAUCGAUAACGACGACGAGUAUCCUCCUGCUGAUGAUCAUGAUAAUGGUGGUGAUGCAGAUGAUGGUACCGACGAUGACACUGUCCAAAUUCACGAUCUCAAUGAAGUUCGAAUGCGUCGAAGACCUAAUCCAUCUUCAGGAUCAGAGAGUAUUGAAAACGACAUUAUCAUAGACGACGAAGGCGUUUCAGACAUUCAUCGUGUCAAUGGAAUCAUCAUCAAUCCGUCCAAGGCCAAUGAAUACGCCUUGAACUACCCUCACACAAAAUUUAUCCAGAAAUGGGUGCCCAACGCUCGACUAUUGGAGCAGAUAGGUUCGGAGAUCAUCUACAUCCUGCCAACAAACGACCCGCGUGUUGUUAAGAAAUUUGACCGACUUUUUACUGAACUGGAUCGGUACAUGCCAAAGUUAAAAAUCAAGAGUUAUGGUCUAUCAGAUACAACUCUUGAAGAGAUCUUCCUGAAAGUGGCCAGUAAUGGGAAUGAUGGAGAAAUUGUCAGACAUUUGGACGAAAACUCCACCGAUGUUGGAAUGGUAGCCAACCGCGUGCGGUCGGCGUCGGAAAGUUCGGGAAUUCGACACUUUUUUAGCAACAAAAAGAAGCAACACGCCGCCAUUGCAGAUGAUGGAACCAACCAGGUGACAAGUCCGACAGUUUCUAAAAAUUCCAAAGUGACACUCAAUGGCGUGUAUGCCAAUCCGAUCUAUCAGAUGUCUCACUUAUUCUGUAAAAGUAACGGUAAUGCGGAAUGCUCAAACAUUUGGGGGACCAAAGUGGGAACUUACGAUCCAGAUGAUGAAGCAGUUUCUCAAGCUGACGAACCCCGGAUUGAUUCCGCACCCAAACCAAAAAUGCAAAACCCCGUGAAACCUCCUGAGAAUGAAGGACCCACCUCUCUCUUUUGGAAACACAUCAAGGCUUUGGAAAUUAAGAGAUUCCAUCACUCCAAGCGAAACAAGAAAGGCAUGCUUUGCGAGGUAAUCCUACCGGCCGCUUUUGUGUGCCUGGCCAUGCUCUUCACAUUGAUUUUGCCGCCUCUAGAAGAACAAAAGCCCUUGGAGAUCCAUCCUUGGAUCUAUCCAUCAUCCGGUGAAUACUCUUUGCAAACAUUCUAUUCAAACUCGCAUCCCAAGGGCGAUUGGCCACGACGGUACGAAGAGCAGUUGUUAUCCAGAACGGGCAUGGGGAUCAAAUGCGUUGCUACUAACGAUAUGGAAAGCUUUGAAGACACCCCUUGCGCAGGAUCUCGUCCCGAUUUGACCAACUUCACCUAUGCUCCUGGUGCACUAGAGAAUAUGGACAUUAAAGCAUGUUCUUGCGACAUCGGAACCCAACAAUGUCCAGCAGAUGCGUCCGGAAUUCCUCCGCCGUCAGUGGUCAUGCCUUCCUUUGACGUUCUACUUAAUUUAACGGGAAGAAAUAUUAGCGAUUUUCUCAUGAAAACUCGAGUUCAGUCAUACAAGCGGCGUUAUGGAGGCCUUGAAUUUGGGGUAAGGAACCCACUUGUUAACCGGAACAUUACUCAACUCGAAGAGAUCACCGAUAGAUGGCUUGCUGCCACGAAUAAUGGACAGUCGAGGCUGAAUCCGACGGUUCGUGAUGUCAUAUUUGGCAACCUCGAAGACACGGCCUUGAGUUCAAGCCAGUUCGACAAUGUCCGGAUUUGGUUCAACAACAAGGGAUGGGCUGCAUCUGUGGCAUAUAUGAAUUCGGCAAACAACAUCAUCUUAAGAGCGAGUAUCGCGGCUCAACAGGAUAAUUUGGACGACAUGAGCUUUGAUAUGGAGUACAAGGAUGCCUCCAAGUAUGGCAUGGCCGUUAUCAAUCAUCCGAUGAAUUUCACCAAGGAGCAACUGGACACGGAGAUCAUUCGUCAGAUUGGCAUCUCUCUUCUGCAUGCCAUUUGUGUGAUCUUUGCCAUGAGUUUCGUGCCCGCCUCGUUCGUGAUCUUUCACAUCGACGAGCGGGUGACCAAGGUGAAGCAUUUGCAAUUCGUGUCUGGAGUCCAGCCCAUUACCUAUUGGAUAUCUGCAUUUCUGUGGGACAUUGCCAUGUUCAUCUUCUCGGCAUGCUUGUGUGUCUUGAUCUUCCUGGCUUUCGACGCUCAAGCUUAUGUAUCUGAAGACAACUUCCCGUCCUUGCUGAUCCUCAUGUUCCUCUACGGAUUCUCUUCAAUACCUUUGAUGUAUCCAGCCAGUUUCCUUUUCUCUGUGCCGAGCUCGGCCUUUGUGACCUUAUCGUGCACGAACCUAUUCAUCGGCAUUAUCACGACCGUGACCACCUUUGUAUUGGAGAAUUUCGAGGACGACGAACUGAAAUACAUUGGCUCGAUCCUCCGCGAGGUGUUCCUCAUCUUUCCCCAUUAUUGUCUGGGUCGAGGCCUCAUGGACAUGGCCACCGAGAUGAAUAUCAACCUGAUUGUCCAGAAGUUCGGAUACAUAUCUGUGCGGAACAGGUUCUCGUGGAGCUUCUUGGGUAAAUACAUGAUCUCGAUGACCUUGCAAGGGACUCUCUUCUUUGCUUUGACCUUGUUCAUCGAGUACAAGCUUUGGACUUGGCGACCGAAUUUCUGGCAAAAACAAACGGAAACAGAUGAAUUCGACGAAUUUGACGAAGACGAAGAUGUUAUUCGAGAACGGAGCAGGGUUUUAAGCAAGAACAAUCCCAAUGAUAUGCUGGCCGUGAAGUCGUUGCUAAAACGUUAUAGCAAAACUGGAAAACCGGCAGUGAACCGAUUGACCUUUGGUGUUCGACGAGGCGAAUGCUUCGGUCUCCUUGGUGUGAAUGGCGCCGGAAAGACCACCACAUUUAAAAUGCUCACCGGUGAUACCGAAGCGAAUGGCGGCGAUGCUCUAGUCAAUGGAAACAGCAUCCUGACCCAGUUGCAGAAAGUCCGGAAGAGCUUGGGCUACUGCCCUCAAUUUGACGCCCUCAACCCUUUGCUGACCGGGCGGGAACAUUUGCGAUUAUACGCCAGAUUACGAGGAUUAGACGAGGACUCCGUCAAGAAGGUUGCAGAUUGGGGCCUUAAGAAACUGGGUCUUGUCGCUUACUCUGAUCGAUGCGCUGGAACCUAUUCGGGAGGAAACAAGCGCAAGCUAUCGACAGCCAUCGCUCUUGUGGGAAAUCCAUCCAUUGUCUUCUUGGACGAACCCACCACAGGAAUGGAUCCUGGCGCCCGAAGGUUCUUAUGGAACACCAUCUUGGAAAUGAUCCGUGGUGGCCAAUCGGUGGUGCUCACAUCGCAUUCUAUGGAAGAAUGCGAAGCUCUCUGCACUCGGUUGGGAAUCAUGGUGAAUGGUCAAUUCCAAUGUCUGGGAUCAGCUCAGCACCUCAAGAACCGCUUUGGAUCAGGCUACACAUUAACCUUGCGAAGUAACGGCGAGGCCGAGGCCAUUCCUACCUUGAAGGAGCUCGUGUCCAAGACGUUCCCAUUGGCUGAACUCAAAGAGGAGCACUAUAAUCAGUUGCAAUACCAACUACCUCUUAAACACACAAAACUGCCCCUGGUGUUUCGAGAGAUGGAAAAGGCCAAGGCCAGUUCUAAAGAGUCCCUCUUGGAGGACUACUCGAUCACACAAACAACUUUAGACGAGGUUUUCAUUCGUUUCGCUAGUAAGCAGACCGAAAUGGUGGAAGACAUUGCUGCCAAUGAGGCCCUUCAUGAAGAAUCUCAUCCGAGUGAAUUGAAAGUCUAACUCUGUUAACCCAUUCUGAAAACUAUGAACGUAACGAAGAACUAGCAAACAUAGGGAAAGUUGUGGGCAAACACUUCAAAGUCAAACAAUAGUUGGUAAAUUGUUGUCAGAGUUGAAUGAAUGAAUGCAUACAGAAAGUUUACUUCAAUCGUUUUUUCGUCCCUUGUCAAAAAUUCCCGUGAAUCUCAAUUAUGACCCACAUCAAUACAAAUAAAU